GUAGUUUCGGUUAAAAAAAAUAUUAUUAUUAUUAGAUUCUACGAGUCCACAUAGCAGCAGUUUGUAUUUUUCUUCCGUUUUUCUGCCAUCUGUUCCCUCUAAAAUAUUCCCCCGGUGUAUUUUCCUGUUUACAUUUCGAUUAUUCUGUCACCUGUAGAAUAGUGAGAAGAGUUUUCGGUUCUGGAGAACGAGUUGCUUCAGACAAGCGCACUUGCACCGAAGAGUCCUGCCCCCUUCCCCCCUUUUUCUGUCCUCUCCCUCACUUACCCUUGAGUUUAUCGCAAUUUUCAGGUGGUGGCGUUGUUGCGGGCCUAAGAAUUUCCCAGGAUUUUGGUCUCUGGCAAAAUGGUGAAUGAAUCCAAAAGUCAACUUCCAUUUGCUGAAUCCGUGCGAAGUUUUUUGUCCAGAGAUAUGCUGUAAAUUGCAGCACCCAAUCAUGACUUAAUGUAGUCCCUAAGUCAAAGUGGCAUCGCGGUUUAGUUGCCGUUUUAGCGUUUUUGUUUGUUUGGAACUCUGUAGACCAAACAGAUAGAUACCGUUUUUCUCUCGAAGCACACCUGCUGCCUGCUUCUGUUGCAAAUCGCCAUGAGAUUCAACGAGAUUCAACUGUUGCAUCUUGCUGAAAAAGCAUUGCACGACAACUGCAAAAGGGGCUACCUGUUCAAGAGGACCUCGGACAAUAACAAGUGGCAAUUAAGAUGGUUUGUCCUGUACCAGAAUUUGCUGUUCUAUUAUGAAAAUGAUCAGUCCACCAGACCGGCGGGAGCGAUUUUCUUGGAAGGAUGCUAUUGUGAAAGAUUGAUCACCCCGGGUCCUGGAAAGUCGAGCGCUUCAACUCAGCACUGUUUUGUGAUCACGUAUCGCAAGGAGGGCUCCAAGCACUAUGAAAUGAAAGCUGAAACAGAAGCUGACUGUAUGAACUGGAUCCGAUCUAUAGACAGCGCAAGUUUCAGCAAGAUACUUCUGCAAAAGGAAGAACUGGAGCAGAAGCAUCUCCACUUGGUUCAGAUCGUGGAGAGCGAGAAGACCGCCAAGUGGCAAUACACUCAGCAGUGCGAGGAGCUCACCAUGGAGAUCAAGAAGCUGAGGGCCGAGCUUAAUGCUCUGAAACGAGAAUGGCGACUGACCCCAAGCAAAUCAGAAGAGGAGGAGAGUGAAGAAAUUCGUAAGAUUAAGAAGGUCCAGAGUUUUUUCCGAGGCUGGCUCUGCAGACGAAGAUGGAAACAAAUCGUGGCAGAGUAUAUAAGUUCGCCCCAUGCCGAAAGCAUGCGGAAACGGAACAGUUUGGUUUUCCGAAUGGUCGAAUCUGAAGAGGAAUACGUGGAACAGCUACAGUUGAUGGUUUCCUGCUUCUUGAGGCCGUUCAAGAUGGCUGCCAGCUCACAGAAACCUCCCUGUACGCACGAUGAAGUCAAUUCCAUUUUCCUCAACAGCGAAACUGUGAUGUUCUUACAUCAGAUCUUUAUCAAGGGACUGACAGCGAGGAUGGAGAGCUGGCCGACCUUAGUUUUAGGAGAUCUCUUCGACAUGUUGCUGCCCAUGCUGACCAUCUAUCAGGAGUACGUGAGGAACCACCACUACAGCCUCCAGGUCCUGGCCGAGUGCAAGCAGAGGGAGAAGUUCGUGGCCAUUCUGAGGAGAUUGGAGGAGAAGUCCAGCCUGCAGGGGAGGACACUCGAGACGUUUCUUACUUACCCCAUGCAUCAGGUCCCUCGUUACAUAAUAACUCUUCAUGAGUUACUUGCUCACACACCGCACAAUCAUGUGGAAAGAAAAUCUCUUGAAAAUGCCAGAGCCAAACUAGAGGAAUUAUCUAGACAAAUGCACGAUGAAGUCAGCGAAACUGAAAAUAUUCGCAAAAACUUAGCUACAGAGAGAAUGAUUGCUGGUGGAUGCGAUAUUUUGCUGGAUGUAAACCAAGUUUUUGUCAGACAAGGUAGCGUCAUUCAAGUCUUGGGUGGAGAAAAAUCCAAGCUCCAGAGAGCCCGUAUGGGGAAACGGGAAACAGAGGUGGUUCGCCAAUGUUUCCUGUUUACCAAUCAUAUGCUGCUCUGCACUCGCUCAACCAAUGGAAAGUUGCAUCUUAUUGAGCAUAGGUCAAAAAGUGAUCAGAUAAGAUCUCUUUCGGACCAGGGUAUCGGCAAAAUUCCUCUCUCGGAUGCGACACUGAUUGAAGAUGUCACAGAACCCUUCCAAUUCACUGUUGAUGACUGUGGUUCGAUCAGUUCUGCUUCCAGUCAGUCGAGCGGUUUCAGCGAAGCGAGUGGAGCGGCCCCUAGCGGCACCAGCGGCCAAAAAGACUAUGGCGGCCUCGACUUUAAGAUCGUGGUGGAUUUCAAAAACGGGAGCCAAGCGACGAUCCACCUGGUUGCGCCCAGCAUGCAGGAGAAGGCUGCUUGGACCAGCGACAUCAGCCAGUGCAUAGACAAUGUUCACUUCAAUGACCUCUUCCACGGAACAAUGAGUGACUCAUCAUCUGUGACCAUGCCUCACUCCAUCAGGAAUGAUCCAAGAUUGUUCAAAGAUGAUGUGGACAUUCGCUUCAGCAGAACUUUGAAUUCCUGUAAAUUGCCGCAGAUCCGGUACGCCAGUCCCGAGCGCUUGUUCGAACGUUUGACGGACUUGCGAUUUCUGAGCAUCGACUUCCUGAACACUUUCCUGCUCACUUACAGAGUGUUCACAGAUGGCGUGACGGUUCUGGAAGCCCUGAAGAAAGUGCACUAUCAGCCAGAGGGACAGAUCAGCGCUUCACUGCAGGACGCAGGGUCCGGAGACAUCGUUGCAGGAGAAGGUAUCCCGGGUGAUUUAGGACACGUUGCAGCUGACUACGACUACUCCCGCCGUAUCAGCACAGUGAGCACGAUAUCAGAUAUGGGAGAGUCCAGAGACCACGCCGAUUCCUCCCUGUCCCAAAUACAGGCGGCGCAGCAGAUGCUGGUUACCAGAAGUCAGCAGCAUUGGAGGCUCAGUCACAGGAAAUUCGAAGAAGAGCAAUUACGGGAGCAGGCAAUGAGGAGAAUGCGGGAAAACCUGCCAAAAUCUCCCAGUCCUGAACCGAUGAGUGUUCCAGUUCCGCCGCCACCGACUCCAGAACCAGCCACCGUGACUGAAGAACCCUUCAUACCCAUCACGCAACCCUCGCCCGAACCUAAAAGAUCUGAAAAAACCGCAUUGGAGAUGACCAGCUCCUUGCCGGAUGAUCCGAGCAAGCUGAACAUUCCCAGCAAGAAGGUGGCCCCUUCUCAUUCUGCGGACACCCUCACCUCUCAGUCCAGCAAUCCCAGCACACCCACCAACCUCAGUACUACCGCCAGCACGGUAACACUGGUGGGUAGCCUCGGAAGCUCGGAUUCUCCAAAGCCAAGUCCAAGCAGGAAAACCGCUCCUCAACAAUUGCCAGUGGCGGCACCCAAAGAACCCAUGGCCCCCAUAGCUGUACCUGACGAGACACCACCACCCACACCACCAGCCUCUUCCACCACCACGCCACUGACGCCACCCACACCACCCUUUACUGGAACACAGCCCAGAAUCCUUCCAGAAAAACAGCAGCAGGAACUUCACCAGCAGGCCGUAGCCAUGCUUCAGAAGCAGCUUAAGCAGCAGCCGCAAGCAACGGCUACCAUUUCCACCGGCCCCGAGGACAGCGGCCGCAGUUCCAUGUCAGGACCUUCCAUGGCGAUAGGACCUGGAGGAGUUCCCAUGCACCCAAGCCAAUCAGUGCCAAAUGUGAUGGCUUAUCUGAAAGUCAGAGGAGCCGGUUCCAAACGAGGCAGUAGUGACACAGAAGGCAGCACCAGUCAGUCGACCACUCCAAGAAGCAGCAUUCAGACUGAAUCGACUAUUCUCUCAACCCCUCGAAGCAGCUUCCAGUACCCUGACUCACCCCAGCACAGCAGUAAAGCUGGCGUGGUAGUCACUUCGUCCAGAGCAUCGACCAGAAGAUCCAGUACAGCUUCAGCAGCAGCGGCGUUUGCAGCUGCAACAGCAGGCUCGAGCAAUCCUCCAGAACCAAUAUCUCAGCCACAAUCAAGGGCAGGUAGCCGCUUACCUAGUGCAGUGGGCGCUGACUUAAAGAUUCCUAAUGCCAAAGCUAAAAGGGAGUCGAUGAUUACAACCGCUGCUACCAUGAGAGUGCUCAACGUGUUGCGGCACUGGGUUUCUAAACAUUCUCAGGAUUUUGACAAUGACCCGAAGCUUCUCCAGAUGACUACGGAAUUCCUUGAAGAGCUUCUCCACAACAACACUCUGCUUCCGGCAGAGACAAAAGCCGCUUCACAGCUGCUCCAGAUGAUCUCGAAGCCGGACCAAGAGAAACAGACUGUGGACUUGGACUUGCUCCUGGCGACGCCUAUGACUGCAAGCAAAGAAACCAUUGAGUCCCUGUCAGCGCUUGAAAUCGCCGAAGGAAUGACAUAUCUGGACCACAAAAUUUUUAUUUCCAUCCGUAGCGAAGAAUUUUUAGGUCAAGCUUGGAUGAAACCGGAAAAAGCAACCAAAGCGCCUAAUAUCUUACUGAUGACUCGGCGAUUCAAUGACGUGAGUCGUCUCGUGGUUUCUGAGAUUAUGCGAGCUCCCAUGAUGUCGACCCGCGUCUCCAUUAUAGAGAAAUGGGCCGCAGUGGCCGACAUCUGUCGAUGUCUGCACAAUUUUAAUGGCGUUCUGCAGAUAUGCGCCGCAUUUAUGAACAGUUCCGUCUUCAGGCUUAAGAAAACUUGGGAGAAGGUCUCCAAGACGACCAAACAAAGCAUUGACAAACUUCAAAAUCUAGUUUCAGCUGACGGAAGGUUUCGAAAUAUGCGUGAUGCACUUCAUAGGUGCGAUCCGCCGUGCAUUCCUUACCUCGGCAUGUACCUAACAGACCUGUCCUUCAUUGAAGAAGGCACUCCAAAUUUCACCGACGAGGGACUGCUCAAUUUUUCUAAGAUGAGGAUGAUUGCUCACGUUAUUCGAGAGAUUCGCCAUUUUCAACAAACACCAUACAAAAUAGAAAUGAGUCCAAAAGUGACCAACUACCUGCUGGAUCCCACUCGUCUCAUGCCUGAUGAAGAGCUUUACCAAACAUCUCUCUGUCUUGAACCGAGGCUCUCCCGAUUAAGCACAAAAAUAACAACGCCCGGUGCUGGUUUCAUGGGCUUCUCUUCAUCGUCGUCACCCACUUCCGGUGGCCAGAGUUCGCAAGGCUCGUGAUAAACUUUCGACACCGGUCCUGCGCAGUUGCAGGACUUUUGACAUAAAUACACAAGUGUCAAAAUACCCUUAAGAACUGCCUUUGUGUGUGAAACCAAAAGUGACAGCCAAUCAAAAACAGAUCUUGAAACCAAAUGCAGUGAACUCUUUUCAGCAAGAUGAACAAAAUAUCGCAACAUUUUUCGAGAGACGUAACUCAUUUUUUUUUUUUUUGUGUGUGUGUGUGUGUGUGAACUCUACUGAAGGUGGCAUGACAAACUCUUGCUAAUUUAAAAUAUGUAUGAAGCGGAUAGGAUGUCACAAGAUAAAACAAUUCCAUAUGUUGUUGUUUUUUUUUUUGUGCUAUUUAAUUGUACGGAAAUUCCUCGAAAUAAAUUCCAUUGCAGUUUAAUUUUUGUGCCCUUUGCAAGUCCCCCUAUCAAAAAAAUUAAUUUCCAAUUGAUUUUUUUUUAAUGGACAUUUUGCAAGAGUAUUAGUUUCCGUGUUACCCGAGGGAAGCCAAUGACUGCCAUCUUCGAGAUAAUUCUUCACAACUCGUCUUAAAUGUUCCUCGGUUUGAAGGAAAAUGUAUAAGGUAUGAAAAAUUCUUUGAUCCCAGUUAAAAGUAAUUUGUAUAUUUAAAAUCACCCUCCUUCCCAAUAUGUGUUAUUCAACACGUAAGAGUAGAAAAUUGUUCUAUUCCUUCUUAUAUCUAAAAUUUAAGUUGCAAUGUGAAGUGAAUGAGAUGAAGCGAUUAAAAUGUUGUGUGUAUUAAAUAUAUAUUCUUAUCUGUGCAAAUAUUCUUGAGAAUUUUGAAGGCACUGAAAGUAAUUUAAACAUUUUUUUUCACUUUUUAAAAUUGCGU
Messenger RNA from Argiope bruennichi, 6034 nucleotides. RefSeq names its product ras-specific guanine nucleotide-releasing factor 2-like. NCBI's taxonomy places the organism in Eukaryota, Metazoa, Arthropoda, Arachnida, Araneae, Araneidae. The transcript is spliced from 31 exons. Gene Ontology annotation, cellular component: plasma membrane. Gene Ontology annotation, molecular function: guanyl-nucleotide exchange factor activity; protein binding. Gene Ontology annotation, biological process: positive regulation of GTPase activity; Ras protein signal transduction. Bases 586 to 5190 code for a protein of 1534 amino acids. The record is from RefSeq and is a predicted model, not a curated record.